UACGGAGAGCUAUCAUGGAAAAGACCUGGAUGCUGUGGAACUUCAUCGAAAGAUGGCUCAUAGCCUUGGCUUCGUGGUCUUGGGCUCUCUGUCGUAUUUCUCUUUUACCAUUAAUAGUAACUUUCCAUCUUUACGGUGGCAUUAUUUUGCUUUUGUUGAUAUUCAUAUCAAUCGCAGGUAUUCUCUAUAAAUUUCAGGAUGUUUUGCUUUAUUUUCCAGAACAGCCAUCCUCCUCACGCCUUUACGUUCCCAUGCCCACUGGCAUUCCACAUGAAAACAUUUUCAUCAGAACCAAAGAUGGAGUACGUCUAAAUCUGAUUUUGAUAAGGUACACUGGAGACAAUUCACCCUAUUCCCCAACUAUAAUUUAUUUUCAUGGGAAUGCAGGUAACAUAGGUCACAGGUUACCAAAUGCAUUGCUUAUGUUGGUUAACCUCAAAGUUAAUCUUUUGCUGGUUGAUUACCGAGGAUAUGGAAAAAGUGAAGGAGAAGCGAGCGAAGAAGGACUCCAUUUAGAUUCUGAAGCUGUGCUGGACUAUGUGAUGACUAGACCUGACAUUGAUAAAACGAAAAUUUUUCUUUUUGGCCGCUCCUUGGGAGGAGCAGUGGCUAUUCAUUUGGCUUCUGAAAAUUCACAUAGGAUUUCAGCCAUCAUGGUUGAGAACACAUUUUUAAGCAUACCACAUAUGGCCAGCACUUUAUUUUCCUUCUUCCCCAUGCGAUACCUUCCAUUAUGGUGCUACAAGAAUAAAUUUUUGUCCUAUAGAAAAAUUUCUCAGUGCAGAAUGCCUUCUCUUUUCAUCUCUGGCCUCUCCGACCAGUUAAUCCCACCAGUAAUGAUGAAGCAACUCUAUGAGCUCUCCCCAUCUCGGACUAAGAGAUUAGCCAUUUUUCCAGAUGGAACUCAUAAUGACACAUGGCAGUGCCAAGGCUACUUCACUGCGCUUGAACAGUUCAUCAAAGAAGUCAUCAAGAGUCAUUCUCCUGAAGAAAUGACUAAGACGUCAUCCAAUGUAACAAUUAUCUGAUAGCACCCUUUUGACUAAUGCAUUGUACUUUAAUUUGUACAGAAUGAUAAAGAAUGUUCCUUUCUAGUGCGUUACGUCUUAUUUGUCCAAAAGUGACAUUAAACUUUGAAAGGACCUCAGCAUUCCUUUAUGAAGACCCACAUCAUUUUCUACCUUUCAAGAACUGUAAUUCUAGGGGUUAUUUCAUACAUUUUCAUCAAAACUUUGAAUGUGGUUAUGUAUCCAUAAUUUUAGUUUAAUAUGUCAGUAUAAUAGGGAUUACUCCAAAAUUUCUUGUUGCUUCAGUGGUGUAAUCUGUUACACUCAGGUUACCAGCUGGGUAUAGGAGCAGAUAUGGAAACAAGAAACCUUGGGUGUAAUUCCCUUAGUGAAUAUUGGGACAAUCAUGGUAAGCAAACAUACUUCUGUAACUGUAUUUUUCACAUUAAAAGUUAAAGUGAAAUGCAUGAUGGUAUUUUAUUCCUUGACUUAUGCAAUGCACCCUUUUUAAUGUAAAUAGCACUGGUCAUAGACCGAUGUAUGGGGUACCUGGGUUAUAUCUGUUUUUAUGUAAACUCCUGGUUUUGGCAGGAAGUGAAAUGAGGCCUGUGUGCAGGUUGCCACUGAGCUUUGCUCUAGUAAAUGCUGAGGUCCAGCUUUCUCUCACAAAUAAAUGGCCCUGUUUUGCA
Octodon degus (degu) is the source of this 1696-nucleotide messenger RNA. It is a transcript of the gene Abhd13, whose product is annotated as abhydrolase domain containing 13. The transcript has a single exon. Gene Ontology annotation, molecular function: palmitoyl-(protein) hydrolase activity. NCBI's taxonomy places the organism in Eukaryota, Metazoa, Chordata, Mammalia, Rodentia, Octodontidae. The coding region runs from base 15 to 1028 and encodes 337 amino acids. The record is from RefSeq and is a predicted model, not a curated record. Gene Ontology annotation, cellular component: membrane.